This is a messenger RNA of Peniophora sp. CBMAI 1063, 894 nucleotides long. NCBI's taxonomy places the organism in Eukaryota, Fungi, Basidiomycota, Agaricomycetes, Russulales, Peniophoraceae. The record is from the annotation of a GenBank genome assembly.
AUGUUCAUCGCUUACCUGAGGUCGCUGAUAGUUGCUUGGUUUGCUGUGCUCCUGGGACGCGCUACCUCUACUGAGCACACAAGUGGCGAUAACGACGGUAUUCAUCUUGCCGUGCAUCCUACAUGUGGGCGAUUUGGAGGCAACUUCACUGAUGCCAACGCGGGCGUGAACCUGAGUCGUUUCGAGACCAUCGUGUCAUUUGGCGACUCGUAUACUGACGGAGGACGAUCCAAUGGAGGACCCCUCCUUCCACCAGUUAUCAUUCCACCAAGCAGUUUAGCCGGAAACCGAAGCACGAAUGGUCGCGUGUGGUCGGAGAACAUCGCGAAGGAUCUCAAUGCAACUUUCAAGGACUAUGCCUUGGCUGGCGCGGUAGUGAACCUCACGCUCUGGCCGAGCAAUCCUACGCCUGUCGACUUCUUAUACGAGAUGUCCGUAUUUCUGAACCAGUCCAACAAUCUGGAUCCUGAUACCACGCUGUACACGAUCUUCUUCGGUAUCAAUGAUUGGAUAGCGUCCAUGAUCGAUGGCGAUCAUCUUCCGGAAGCCGCACAGGACUUACUCAACCAGAUUCAGAUACUCGCGAGUCCACCCACAAACGGUCGCUCCUUCCUAGUGACAGACGUUUACGGUCGCGGGACACACACCGCCACAGGAGAAGCAUGGAAGCAAGCAGUCUUUGACGGACUGAGCGCCUUUGCCAGCGGUACAGGCGUCCCAGCCUCUCUCAAUGUCGCCUACGCAGACUUCUCGCACAUCUGGGACGGUGUACUCGACGGACCGCCUGGCUAUGCCGCGUUUGGCUACACCAACACGAGCUCGUGCGUCAACGGACCCACGUUGGAAGGUGAAUGCGACGAUCCUGAGCAUUACUUCUACUGGAUUCCAGGGUGA